Coregonus sp. 'balchen' is the source of this 4194-nucleotide messenger RNA. NCBI's taxonomy places the organism in Eukaryota, Metazoa, Chordata, Actinopteri, Salmoniformes, Salmonidae. The record is from the annotation of a GenBank genome assembly.
AUGAGCACUCAUGUCUCCAAGUACAGCGCCAGCAAGCACACUCCUGUCUUCUAUGGUCUCCUGGCAGCUAAGGUAAGGCGGCCAACUAUAAUUGCACUUGAGUAAAUACAAUUCAUUUGUAAAAAACAAACAAACAAAAAAAACGAUAUGUUUGUCUAAAUGGUGCUGUAUGGCUUUCUAGGUUGCUGUGGAUGAUGACCCUGUGAAACAUUUUGACCCUCUUCUGAGCCACCCUGCCCUUGCUGGAUACUCUGCCUUGGACAAACCUCCAUCCUCCUGUCGCAGACAGCCUCUGACCACACACCCUGCAUCCACUCCCCAGCUCCAUCAACGUGAGUUUCAAACUUAAAACUGUAGCUUCUUUGUAUGUGCUAAACAUACUAUGGCCUCUGCCAAGAGGUCUCAAAGUUUAUGGCACAGGAAGUAGGCUAGUGUCCUGUAGCCUCAGUGUUUCUGGUGCAAGACCCGAUAAUGCUCUUCCCCCUCAAUCCCUACACAUAAUCUAUGCUUUUAUCAGGAACAAUACUUUCUUGCUUAAUUAACACUCUAAGCACAGUAGAGGAUAACAAUGUUUCAAGUCUGUCUCGAUUUUACUCCCCAAUAAUAGUACCAUAACAGUGUUUUAGGCUACAUUUGGAGUGAGAUGUUCCCUUGCAUGGCAGAAAGGCCACUCUUCCCCCACUUGUGUUGAUCCAUUCCCAUGUCUGCCCCAGGCCCAAUCACCCAGUUCCUGGAGGGGUCCGUGUUCCCAGUGCUACUGCCUGGACUGGAGGCCAUGCUGAGAGAGGCCCAGAGACAACACUGCCUGGAGGUACUGGCACUAGGUCUAUGUCACACAAUAACACUAACAUGAUAUAAUGGACAUUUACUAGACAUCAAUGUGGCCCUGCAGAACACUACAGACCACCAAACUACAAUACACUACAGUAUUUUAAUAGUUUGCUUCCUGUAACAGUACUACAUAAAACAACUGUCUCUAACAUGUGAUGAAUACCAACACCCAAAACUAGUACUAGGACUUAUUUAAUCCCACUUCAAGCACUGAUUAUACUAUGAUCAUGAUGAUUAUACUGUAGCCUACUUCUGUAGAGCUCUGCAGAUUAUUACACCACAGUAACACUGUGAUCCUUUUACCUGUUUUAGAGGAAAAUAACAGCAUUCAACGCUUGUGACUUCCUAACUGAGUGGCUGUAUAAGUAAGAAUGCCUGCCUGCCUGCCUGCCUGCCUGCCUGUCUGCCUGCCUGCCCUCUUUGCUCUCUUCCAUUCUCAGUUGAUUUAGUAAAAAGCUUUGACAAUGUCUCUGAACUUUCUGCCACCUCUUUGUCUUCUGAGUGCUAAGCCAUUGCUUUUAACAUUUAAAAAUUUUUUUUUUUUCUGUCUCUAAAAAUGGAUUGGUGUUACGCAACUAUGACUGUAGUUUGUCUUUGUGUGAAACUAAGCUCAAUCUUCUGUCUGCUACUGUCGGUUCCAAAGCCUUUUCUUCUCUCCCACUGUAGUCGGAACCCCCGCCGGCAGGGACAGGCCCCUGUGGACUUCCAUGAGAUCCCAUUCGUCAAGGACUGGCUCAGGAUACAGUGAGUUGCAGGAGACUUAAUAAAGUGUAGACGCAAACACAAACAGAGCAAGAAGGUCAUCUCAGAAAUCACACAUAUUAUGUAUGCAUGUACACACACACACACACACACACACACACACACACACACAGUAACACAAACUUGCACCUUAGGCUGAUGCUGCCCUUAUGAACAGAGGUGACUCACACGCUGCCCUCUCCUCUCUCCAUCCCCCCCUCUCUUCCCUCUCCCAGUCCCAGGCCUCCCAUCCCUCUCUCCCUACUGCUGUCAGACCAGCAGGCUGCUGUUCUCCUCCAGUCCUUCUGGCGGGGCAAUAAGGUGAGUGUUGUUGACAGUAAAUUAAAGGUCACUGUUAUUUUAGAUGAGAAAUAGUCUUAUACCAUUUUUACGUAUGGGUGGUCCUCUGUAGCUCAAUUGGUAGAGCAUGGCGCUUGUAAUAGGGCGGCAGGUAGCUUAGUGGGUAAGAGCGUUGUGCCAGUAACCGAAAGGUCGCUGGUUCUAAUCCCUGAGCCCGACUAGGUGAAAAAUCUGUCGGUGCCCUUGAGCAAGGCACUUAACCCUAAUUGCUCCUCUAAGUCGUUCUGGAUAAGAGCGUCUGCUAAAUGACUUAAAUGUAAAUGUAACGCCAGGGUAGUGGGUUCGAUCCCCGGGACUACCCAUACGUAAAAAUGUAUGCAUACAUGACUGUAAGUCGCUUUGGAUAAAAGUGUCUGCUAAAUGGCCUAUUAUGUAAGUCGCUCUGGAUAAGAGCGUCUGCUAAAUGUAAAUAUUAUAUUAUAUAUUAUAUUAAAGGGUGUCAGUGCACAGUGUGUAAAGGGUUAAAUGCUCUACUGUCCCCUAUUUUGGUGUGUGUUAGUGUGUGUGCGCGCACACGCUUAUGUGCGUUAUUUUACGUGCGUGCAUGUGUGUGUAUUAUUGUGUUCAGGCGUGUGCAUUUGCAGGAGCUGGCCAGUGCCCCAUAUGAAACAAACAUAUUGUGCAAUCCCAUUAUUUUCUGGGUACAGCGUGAUUAUGUCAUCAGUGAUGUGCUGCCUAAUUCCUUCCUGUGUGGGUGUUCUUGAGUGCUCUGUUGUGGAUAAAUAUAGACACUAAUGCUGUAAUUCGCUCUGGAUAAGAGUGUCUCAUAAAUGACAAAAAAUGUAAAUACACACACACAAACACACUUCUAAUCAGACAAGUCUCUGUCUGUCUCGUCUAUCUACUAGACACUGUUGUUGUUGUCUGUUUAUGUGUGUAUGUUUUUACACACACACAAACACACACAAACACCAAAACAGCCCCUUUUCUUCUCUUGUGUUAUCUCGUGCUGUAUUUGGUUGUCAUUCCUCUCCUCAACAAGAGGUGGCGGUAGUGAGUCGGUCCUCUCUCAUUGACUCCCUGUGUUUAUCCUGCUCUGACUGAAGUGAGGUUCAAUAGGGCGAGGGAUAGCACUGCAGACUCUCCCCUCUAGAAGUUUAGGGAGGGAGUGGAGAGAGACGGCUAGGAAAGCACUGCUAAAAGGCUUUUUCAGGGAUGAUCAGAGAGGGAGAGAAGGAGAGGAACACUGUUAGUGCUGUUUUGGAGGCUUGGGCCAGCCCAGGACUGGGGCUGAGGGGCUGGCUGUUUGAUGGACAGCCAUGUAUGUGUCUAUGGAAGAUGGGAACCUGGGACUAGGUCUUAACUAGGGCAUAGUGGUAAGCCCUCCCAACUCACAUAUACCCCUUGUGGCAGGGGGUCUGAGCCCCAUCUCGGCCACUUCAGUGUCUGAGAUACUACUUUAUGAUACCCCCGCACUGUUCUGUCAAUGAAAUAUAUAUAUAUAUAUAUAUAUAUAUAUAUAUAUAUAUAUAUAUAUAUAUAUAUAUAUAUAUAUAUAAAAUAUGUAUUUUGCAGGCGGCAGUGUUGUGCUGGUGCUGAGGUAUUGGACUGUAUCAAAAGCUGGGGCUUGGAUUGGCUUGGGCUGGGGAGGUAGGACUGUCAUGAUAGGGCUGGUGCUGAAGAGACAUUGGGCUGUGCCCUGAGUGGUUUGUUACCUGGGGCUCAAAGCAGCCACAGCCAGCAGAGCAGAGACAGCAGCAGCAUGUACAAACACAGUCAACUGUGAACUGAGAGAGCUGCCUGUGUGAUGCUCCGAUGCUCUGCACAGUGCCAUCAUGCUUCAGAGGAGUGUGUGUGUGUGGCUCAGCGGGGUGGAAACAGUGUAUGUGAAGCUUUGCAGUAGACGUCAAUACUAUUCUCCUCUGUCGUUCUCACCUCUAUCCCUUUAUCCAUCCUACUCCUUCCUUCCUCUCUCAUUCAAUCCCCCCUACACCAUACUCUCCUAUUCCUCCCUCCCUCCGACUAUCUCUCUCUUUCUCUCUCUCUCACUCACUUGGCUGAGUUAUGUAACCUGCCUGACGCAGCUUUGACUGCAGAGGAGGGGUGUGUGUGUGUGUGUGCAUACGUACGUAUGUAUGUGCAUGUGUGUGUACCCCUCCCUCCCUCACCUCUUUCAUUGACAAUAUGUGUAGUUGUUACCAAAGGAUGAACGGCCGGAUUCAGAAACACACAUUGAUGCCCCACAGCAGCCAGUAUAUCACAGAACACCCAGUCAGACAAUGUUCUUGUCUCUCUGAGCAGCACAGGCAGAUGCUAGGCUGA